Messenger RNA from Acaulospora colombiana, 160 nucleotides. Lineage: Eukaryota; Fungi; Glomeromycota; Glomeromycetes; Diversisporales; Acaulosporaceae. The record is from the annotation of a GenBank genome assembly.
UCUUCAGUGGAAAACAAUUCAUCUGUCUUGGUGGGGUGACAAUGACGAUCGGAAAUUCGUGAUUUCUGACGAACGAAUCGAAUUAUACGCGAUGAACAUUGCAGUCUCUAUUGUUAUCUUUGCGCCGUCGACGCCGUCCUCCCAUUUACAAGUCUCUUAA